CGGCAAACGAUAGAGUAUGUGGGCUGCUAAUGUUUUCUUUAAUCAUUAAUAACCAGUUAAGCAAACCACACACACACACACACACAUACGCCGCAGACAGGUCUAAAAACUUUGUUGAUUUCUUGGGCUCAGCUGCAUUAUUCAUCAUAUCAACAAGAUUGAGUUGGAAUGGAGAGCAAUUCAAGAAGCGGUAGCAAAUUCAAGAAAAUCUGUGUGUUCUGUGGGAGUCAUCCGGGCCACAGAAAGGUCUUUAGUGAUGCUGCUAUUGACUUGGGAAAUGAACUGGUGAAUAGGAAGAUAAACUUGGUGUAUGGAGGUGGAAGUGUUGGGCUGAUGGGGUUAAUAUCUCAGAGAGUUUAUGAUGGUGGUUGCCAUGUUCUUGGAGUAAUUCCGAAAGCUCUGGUUCCCAUUGAGAUAUCAGGAGAAACUGUUGGAGAUGUGAAAAUUGUUUCUGAUAUGCAUGAGCGCAAGGCUGAAAUGGCUCGAGAGGCUGAAGCAUUUAUUGCUCUUCCUGGUGGAUAUGGAACUAUGGAAGAGAUGUUGGAGAUGAUAACUUGGGCACAACUUGGAAUCCAUAAGAAACCGGUAGGUUUGCUCAACGUCGAUGGCUACUACAACUCUUUGCUCACGUUAUUUGACAAAGGUGUUGAAGAAGGCUUCAUAAAGGCAAGCGCAAGGCACAUAGUUCUUUCAGCUCCUACAGCCAACGAGCUUUUGACGAAGAUGGAGCAGUACACCCCUUUCGACGACCACGUCGCCCCUCAUGAAAGCUGGCAGAUGGAGCAAUUGGGUCGUUAUCCGACGGAAAGAAAUUCAUGAUUGGAUUCAUUUCUGUGGUAGGCCUAUUUAUUGGAUAGAAGUGAUAGCUGAGGUGAUUGAUUCUGAUUGCAUUGUGUGUUAGAGCGAUUUAAGCUGGGGCCAGCAUAUAAUCACUCAUUAAAGUCUGCCUUCUUAAUUCUUCGUGAUUUGAACUCCUCCCCCGGCAUGACUAUCCUCUCUGUUUCGCACGAUUAUACUUGUACUUUUAGAGUUGUAAAUCAGUACUGAUUUACAGUCACAUUUGUCCAUUCCCUCUUCGGACGCCUUGAAAUGCUAAGCGCUCUAUUGUGAGAGUUAUAAAUGCUAACAAUGAAUUCAACUGGAUUGUACUUGCUGAACAUGCGUCUGUUUUCAUACUGAUGCAAGUUUUGGCUUUUAGUCAAAUUGUGUUAGCUAUAUGACUCAGAAAUCACAAUGAAUCUUGCAAUAGACAGUGGCAUGAAACAUUGUUGGUGUGGUUUGGUUUCUAA
Sesamum indicum (sesame) is the source of this 1289-nucleotide messenger RNA. Its product is annotated as cytokinin riboside 5'-monophosphate phosphoribohydrolase LOG8. Lineage: Eukaryota; Viridiplantae; Streptophyta; Magnoliopsida; Lamiales; Pedaliaceae. Gene Ontology annotation, molecular function: hydrolase activity, hydrolyzing N-glycosyl compounds. Gene Ontology annotation, cellular component: cytosol; nucleus. Gene Ontology annotation, biological process: cytokinin biosynthetic process. The record is from RefSeq and is a predicted model, not a curated record.